UACUAACGAAUGAUUUAUUUGUUGUUCCAGAAGUUGCUGUCCUAUGACAUUUCUAUACUCUUGUCACUAAUAUUUUGAUGCAUCGAUCGAAACCCCAAUGGGGAGCGACCCAGAAAAGAUCGACAUUAGAGGAGGACAUGUAAGUGGCAACGGGGUGCAAAUUGUUGCCUAUGUACGAGGCGAUUUACAGGUACCGAACAUUUUCACCCUGAAAGACGCCGAGGACGAAGAGGCCGUCGCGUGUCGCAACGCACUGUAUCUCACUGAUCCCGACGUCGACCGCGAGAGCGUGAUUAGCGCGAAAGGUACGAGAGUCGCGGGUACGUGUGAGUGGAUCACGCAGAACGAGACCUACCGCGCCUGGCUCAAGAGCGAUAGCGGCAGAGAUAAUGAUGGAGAUGACAACGGCGAUACUCGCCUGCUAUGGAUCUCUGGCGGGCCCGGCAAGGGCAAGACUAUGAUAUCUGUCUUUCUGACAGAGCAGCUAAAGGAACACACAGCGCGCAUGGACAAUGCAGACCUGGUAUUCUUCUUCUGCAGCGCCGAGGACAAGAGACGCAACACAGCAAUAGCAGUACUGCGCGGGCUAGUGCACCAGAUUAUUAUUAAGCGUCCACUAUUAGUCAAGUACGCGCUGCCGUACUUUAAACCACCAGAGAGGAUACAGCAGACGCUAUCGUCGUUGGAGACGCUCUGGAUUAUCUUCAGCAAUAUCAUCACCGACGUUGAGCUUGGGACUGUAUUCUGCGUGCUUGAUGGACUCGACGAGUGCGAGGACAGCACGCUGAGAGGACUGUUGCCUAGACUCGUAGGCCUACUUGCAAAUCCAACGCCAUCGUCGACGAAUAGUGCGUUCAAGCUAGUGAUCCUUAGCCGAGACCUGCCUGGCCUGCGAGGCUGCACGACGAGGGUGAGGAUAGAUCCUGAUAACAAUAAGAGAGUGGUUAGCGAUAUUGAGCUGUUCGUGUCCGCCCGAGUAGAGGAGCUGUCUAGCAUCGAGGGCUUCGAGGACAAUUUUCGCAAAUCUGUACACGACGCCCUUCUCCAACGCACCGAAGGAACAUUUCUAUGGGUAGGCUUCGCAAUGUACGAGCUGUCGCAGAAGCAGACAUGCAUUGAGAUUUGGGAGACGCUUGAGGAUCUGCCAAGCGGCCUUCCGGCGAUAUACAGUCGUAUGCUGCUGCGAAUCCCAGCAAAGCAGAGGACACUAAGCCGGGCAAUCCUGCAGUGGGUGACUGUGGCUGCUCGCCCUCUGCGGCUGGACGAGCUAGCGGCGGCAGUAGGCAUCCAGGCUACUCCCCAAAUGACUGUGGAACAAGUAGCACGCGACGCUGUUGCUCUGUGUGGACCUCUACUAAGGACAUGGGGUCAGACUAUCAGCCUCGUCCACCAGUCAGCGCGAGACUACCUACUGCGCAUAGAGUGCGAUAGUGAUGCAGUACUUGAGAUGUUUCGAUUCAACUUAGAAAGUGCGCACCUAGAGCUAGCAAAAAAGUGUCUUGACUGUAUUUCGCAAAGCGACUUACGAGACAGAAUUCCCAAUCUAGGCGCUAUGCUAGAUUCUCAAGUGUCUCCGCUGUUGCGAUAUGCAACGCUCUAUUGGCCUAAGCACGCGAAGAGCUGUUAUGCACUAGCAGCAAAGCUCUUGAAUUUCUCUGAAUUUUUCCUUCAAAGAGUAUCUCCUUUGCGCGAUCAUUGGUGGAGGACUUAUUCUAGGAGGAUAAGAGGAUAUGAAGAUGAGGUACCACCAUUAUUGCACAUAGCAUGCGCUUUGGAAAUUGCACCAUGGGUAGAAGCGGUGCUGGCUAAAUUCAGGUGGACACCUAUGCACUGCUGGUGGGUGAACCGGAAGGACAGUUAUGGGAAGACGGCAUUACACUGUGCAGCUUCUGAAGGAAAAGAGGCAAUGGUGCGGCUGCUGGUGGACAGAGGAGCGGACCUCAAGGCGAAGGACAACUAUGGGAAUCCGAUGCUACACUCGGUAGCUCGGGCAAAGAACAAGUCGAUGAUGCAGCUACUAAUAGAUAAAGGAGCGGACCUCGAGGCGAGGGACAAGUAUGGGAUGACGGUGCUGCACUGGGUAGCUCAGGCAGGGAACGAGGCGAUGGUGCAGUUAUUGAUAGAUAAUGGGGCGAAUGUUAACGCGACAGACAAGUAUGGGACAACAGUACUGAAAUGGGUAGUCAAGGGAAGUCACGGGAGGGUAGAGCAGCUGCUAUUAGAUGCAGGAGCGGAGCCCAGGGCGUAGGAUAGGCAAGGGAGAAUAGCACUUUAGCCAAUACUUUCUAGAGAAAAAACUAAAAUAUAGUGUGAUGAAGCUACCUACC
Messenger RNA from Bipolaris sorokiniana ND90Pr, 2327 nucleotides. RefSeq lists its product as uncharacterized. The transcript has 2 exons. NCBI's taxonomy places the organism in Eukaryota, Fungi, Ascomycota, Dothideomycetes, Pleosporales, Pleosporaceae. Gene Ontology annotation, molecular function: protein binding. The coding region runs from base 98 to 2248 and encodes 716 amino acids. The record is from RefSeq and is a predicted model, not a curated record.